CCUCAAAAUCGUGUCUGUUACUUAAAUUUCGCACAAAAAUGCGAGUAAUUGAGUUAGAUUUCAAGAAUGACAUCGACUACCAAAUGAUCGAAAACUUCUUUCGUGCCGAAUGGGAGUUUAAACACGAAUCCGGCGUCUUCAACUACAAACUUAACGUGCAAAAGGACAAAAUAUUACCUGGUCCGCAUCGUUUCUACGUGCAAUUAAAUCCUGAUCGAAUCGCGAAACGACGAGGUCCUGAAGCAAUAAAAUCCGUGACAGAAUCGUUCAAUCCCGAAAGUUUUAACUUUACGAAAGUUGCUGACGAUGAAAUUCUUUUAAAAAUCGAGACAAAAACCUUUGAACGUGUGACGUUGCUCAUUAACAACAGCCCUUUAACCGAAUUUCACACCUUAAUUUGCCCAAAUUUGGAAAAAUGUCUUCCGCAAAGGCUGAAUUUGAAGGGACUUGAGUUCGCAGCGAGCCUUUUGAUGAAUUUUAAUGACACAAGUUACCGGAUUGGGUAUAAUAGUCCCUUGGCAUUGGCUUCGGUGAACCAUUUUCACAUGCAUUUGUUGUGCAUUCCCUCGAAAACGUUCUAUGUCGAGACUAUGAAAUUAGUGCCUUUGUGUGAAAAACGUGAAUUUUAUCGCACGCCAGAUGCCGAAACAAUUAAAGGAUUUUGCUUCCGCAUCACAAAUUCGGCGGAAAUUACACCGAAAUGCAUCGACGCAUGCAAAUUAGUUGAUUAUCUGUGUGACCACGGCAUCGCGCAUAACGCAUUAAUCACGUAUGAACGCGUGGCGACAGCGGGUGUGCUGCGUUUGUUUGUUUGGCCACGAGAAAAGCCGCGAAUGAAUAAAAAUUUGGCACCGUUUAAUGUGGGUUUUUGCGAACUUGCGGGUUAUGUAACGCUUGGAAAUGAGGAACUUUUUGAGACACAUACGGAAGAAAGUAUCUCGAAAUUUAUUUGUGACGAGCUUGGAAAUGGAAUUACGGAAAAAAUGACGACGGAUUUGUUAGAGAUUUUUAAUAAAAGUUGAAGAUUUUGAAGC
Molecule: messenger RNA, 1034 nt
Organism: Culicoides brevitarsis
Lineage: Eukaryota; Metazoa; Arthropoda; Insecta; Diptera; Ceratopogonidae
Product: GDP-D-glucose phosphorylase 1
Exons: 4
Coding region: 39-1022 (327 amino acids)
Biological process (GO): glucose metabolic process
Cellular component (GO): cytoplasm
Molecular function (GO): GDP-D-glucose phosphorylase activity
Source: RefSeq, a predicted model, not a curated record